AUGUGUGAGGCAGCGUAUGAUAACUAUACAGAAAACCCUGAAGAAUUUAUGAAAUUUUUAGAAGAAUCAGAGAAGCCGCUGUACAAGGGAUGUCAACGUUACACAAAAUUGAGUGCACUUGUGAAACUGUACAAUACCAAAGCAAGGCAUGGAAUGAGUGAUGCUCUGUUUUCAGAUUUACUAUUGGAUUUUGGGGAUAUGUUGCCAAAUAAUCACAAUUUACCAUCCUCAAUGAAGCAAUAUAAAAACUGCGUAAGUUGCCCUAAAUGUGGCUUGUCACGGUGGAAGUUAACCAAAAACAAGGUUGAGAAGAAAGAUUCUACAAGAGUUGUUGGUCAGUUACGUCAUCCAGUUGAUUCACCAUCGUGGAAGUUGGUGGAUCAUAUGUGGCCCGACUUUGAAAGUGAGCCAAGAAAUCUUCGUCUAGCACUUGCAGCUGAUGGCAUUAAUCCUCAUAGCAACCUUAGUAGUCGGUACAGCUGUUGGCCAAUUAUGUUGGUUAACUAUAAUUUACCUCCAAAUAUGUGCAUGAAGAGGAAAUACAUUAUGCUAACUAUGCUCAUUUCAGGGCCUAAGCAGCCUGGAAACGAUAUUGAUGUAUAUCUGGAGGUGUUAGUUGAAGAUUUGCAACAAUUGUGGGCAGGAGUUGAUGGAGUCUAUGAUGCUUAUCGAAGGGAGUUCUUCACUCUUAAAGGAGUCUUAUUAUGGACCAUCAAUGAUUUUCCUGCCUACGGUAACCUUAGUGGAUGUACUACACAUGGUUAUUAUGCAUGCCCAUUAUGUGGAGAAGAUACUUAUGCAAGACACUUGGAAAAUGGGAAGAAAAUGUCAUUUACGGGCCAUAGACGAUUCCUAUCACAGUUUCAUCCCUAUCGUAGGCAAAUCAAGGAGUUUAAUGGCAGGGAAGAACUUGGAGAAGUAGCUAGACCAUUAUCUGGGAUUAAGUUGUUUGAGAAACUUUCUGACAUAAGACAUUGUCUUGAUGUUAUGCACAUCGAGAAAAAUGUAUUUGAAUCCCUCAUUAAUACUUUGAUGAAUGUUAAAGGAAAAACCAAGGAUAAUGUGGCAGCUAGGUUGGACAUGGUUGCGAUGGGAAUUAGACCUGAAUUAACACCUAUAGUUGGGGAGAAGAGAACAUAUCUUCCUUUUGCUGCGUGCUCAUUCACAAAAAAAGAAAAAUUACAAGUGUGCAAGUCAUUAAAGGAUAUAAAAGUUCCAGAAGGUUUCUCUUCAAACAUGAAUAAUAUUGUGUGCAUGGAUCAGCUGAGGUUGACUUGCUUGAAAUCACAUGAUUGCCAUGUUUUAAUGCAGCAUUUCUUGCCAAUAGUUAUACGUGAUGCGCUGCCAAAACAUGUUAGAUAUGCCAUCAUAAGAUUAUGUUUUUUCUUCAAAGAUAUUUGUUGCAAAGUUAUAGAUGUAGCCAAGUUAGAUAAGUUGCAAUCUGACUUGGUUGUUACACUAUGCUUAUUGGAGCAAUAUUUUUCCCCAUCUUUCUUCGAUAUCAUGCUUCACUUAACUGUCCAUCUUGUUCGAGAAGUCCGAUUAUGUGGACCAGUUUACUUUAGAUGGAUGUAUCCAUUUGAAAGAUGCAUGAAGGUGCUUAAGAGUUAUGUAGGCAGUCGAAAACAUCCUGAAGGUUGCAUUGUUCAGAGAUAUUUAGCAGAAGAAGCAAUUGAAUUUUGUUCAGAAUACCUCAGUGACGUUGAUCCUAUUGGAGUUCCUCAAUCAAUUUGA
This is a messenger RNA of Zingiber officinale, 1734 nucleotides long. RefSeq lists its product as uncharacterized. The transcript is spliced from 4 exons. The record is from RefSeq and is a predicted model, not a curated record. NCBI's taxonomy places the organism in Eukaryota, Viridiplantae, Streptophyta, Magnoliopsida, Zingiberales, Zingiberaceae. Bases 1 to 1734 code for a protein of 577 amino acids.